UGCUAAUCAUUCAGUGCAAAGACCUAACAAGUUUGUUUAAGGUCUGUAUUAACAGUGAUUUGCUCCAGCUGAGAAGCCUUUCCACAUUCAGUAAGGGGACUUUUCAAUCAGCCAGUCCCACUUCAUUAAGACUCAAAGGAACAUGAGAACAGGACUGCGCCCUCUUGCUGGAUUUAUUUAGUCAUAAUUCUUCAAAAAAGGCUUUUUCAUGCGGAAUGACAUGUUAAAGAAACUUCUGAGCACAUCUCUGAUCAUGGAUGGAUCUGCUCCACGCUCUGGCCGCUCGCUGUUUGUGUGGCUGGUGGGAGCGUCACAGUUGCUGGGUGUGGCGUCCGUGGUGCUGACCGGUGUGUGGAUGGGUCACUACCGCGGGGGCUUUGCCUGGGAUGGCUCAGGGCGGGAGUUUAACGUGCACCCUCUGUGCAUGGUGCUGGGACUGGUCUUCCUGCAGGGCGACGCCAUCCUGGUGUACAGAGUUUUCCGCAAUGAGGCGAAGAGGAAUGUAAAGGUGCUUCACGGCGUCAUCCACCUGCUGGCCCUCAUCAUCAGCAUCAUAGGUAUUGUAGCUGUGUUUGACUUCCACAGAGCAGGAAAGGUCCCAGACAUGUACUCUCUACACAGCUGGUGCGGCAUGGCUACCUUAGUCUUAUUCUCCAUACAGUGGGUGAUGGGUUUGCUGUUCUUCCUCUUUCCUGUUGCGUCGUCAUGGUUACGAGCCUCAUACCUGCCCAUCCAUGUGUUCUGCGGUCUGGUUCUGCUGGUUAUGGCCAUAGGGAGCAGCCUGCUUGGCAUCACGGAGAAACUCCUCUUCAGCAUCACGCCGACCUACUCUCAGUUCGCCCCAGAAGGCGUGCUGGCCAACACCUUGGGGAUCCUGCUGGUGGGUUUCGGGGUGCUGCUGGGCUACCUGAUCACCAAGGAGGACUUCAGGCGUCCGCCGAACCCAGAGGAAGAGGCUCUGUCUGUCCACUUCAAGACCCUGACGGAGGGGGGGACCCCCACCUCGCCAUGACCACACCUCCCUGUUGUCUGGAUACUAACAGUGUCCCGCCAACCCACUGGCUGUGUACACAUGCAACAACAACACAAUUGGCCAUGAACGUGACAGUUAAUCAAAGUC
Molecule: messenger RNA, 1120 nt
Organism: Etheostoma cragini (Arkansas darter)
Lineage: Eukaryota; Metazoa; Chordata; Actinopteri; Perciformes; Percidae
Gene: cyb561
Product: cytochrome b561
Exons: 6
Coding region: 209-1012 (267 amino acids)
Cellular component (GO): lysosomal membrane
Molecular function (GO): oxidoreductase activity
Source: RefSeq, a predicted model, not a curated record